This is a messenger RNA of Neomonachus schauinslandi (Hawaiian monk seal), 683 nucleotides long. RefSeq names its product family with sequence similarity 162 member A (gene FAM162A). Lineage: Eukaryota; Metazoa; Chordata; Mammalia; Carnivora; Phocidae. Gene Ontology annotation, biological process: neuron apoptotic process; positive regulation of release of cytochrome c from mitochondria; cellular response to hypoxia. The transcript is spliced from 5 exons. Gene Ontology annotation, cellular component: mitochondrion. The record is from RefSeq and is a predicted model, not a curated record. The coding region runs from base 115 to 582 and encodes 155 amino acids.
GUCCUGCCUGCCUGCGCCGUCCGUCUCUUUCCUAUUGCGGGCGUUUGGUAACAUUGAGUGCUCCCGCGCUGUCACCGCCCGGGAGGCGCUGUCGGGUCAGCGGAGUAGGCAGCCAUGGGGAGCCUGCGCGGCCUGCGCCAGGCGGCGGGAAGUUAUUUUAGGUUAUAUGAAAGAGGUGCUUCCUCAUCUCUAAGACUUAGCAGAAACUCCGACUUGAAGAGAAUAAAUGGAUAUUGUGCCAAACCACAAGAAAGUCCAAAAGCUCCACCCUACACUUACAGCCACAGAGUGCCAUUACACAAACCUACACACUGGGAGAAGAAGAUCCUGGUAUGGUCAGGUCGCUUCAAAAAGGAAGAUGAAAUCCCAGAGACUGUCUCGUUUGAGAUGCUUGAUGCUGCAAAGAACAAGAUCCGGGUGAAGGUCAGCUACGCGAUGAUUGCCCUGACAGUGGCAGGAUGCAUCUGGAUGGUUAUUGAGGGCAAGAAGGCUGUCAAAAGAAACGAGUCUUUAACAAGGCUGAACUUAGAAAAAAAAGCUCGCCUGAGAGAAGCAGCAGCUCUGAAAGCCAAAACAGAGUAGCAGAGGUAUCCGUGUUGGCUGGAUUUUGAAAUUGCAGGAAUAAUGUUGCAGCAAUUAGCCUGUAUUAAAAAGAAUACAGUAUGAGGAUCCAUUUCAUGAAA